AUGAACUUUGAAAAAGAGAUUACAGUUCAGGUAAGUGUUAUGGAAUCCAAAGAGAUAGAUCUCCUGAAGAAGGAGAAGCCGAGGAAGAGAAGACAAAGGGCCGACGAAUAUGACUAUAACGACCCGUUCAUAGAACCUUUUGAGGGAGAGACACAGAUGGUGAUGAUAGAGUGUAAACUAGAGGAUUUCUUUGUAUAUAAGGGAAGACUACCAUACAGCGCCAAGAAAGUGUUGAGUGUACACAAGGCAAGGGAACGAUCCAAGCUCUUGAAAUCAGGUACUGGGUCUCUCGAUAAAGGAAAUGAUGUAAAGAAGGAGAGGUCUAAGGGAAAAUUGUCUAAUACGAAAACAUUGGCCUCAAAGAGGAAAUAUGGAAAGAUUCCCAAAAACGACACUAAGAUCUGCGACUGCCUGGCAAGUCUUAUAAAGUCUGGGAUCGAGAAGCUAGAAAGGCCAAUUCAACCUGGGGAUUGCAAGACAGAGUACUAUGUGUCUCUAAUGGUACUUGAGAUCUUCCAGAAAGAAAGGGAACUCGACUGGGGGUUGCCGGGCCUGGAUUCGGCCGAGAAGCCAUCGGAUGAGGAAGCAAACAAAUAUGUAAAGGAUUGCGAGAACAAAAUGGAAGGGGUGUUCAGUGCAAUUGCAGAAGACAUUCGGAGUUAUCAUCUUUAUUCCGAGGACCUUUCCUUAUUUAAAGGUUUCCAGAAAGAGGGUUUUCUAUUCAACGUCAGUGAGUACUUUUUACUUUUUAUUAAGACCUCACUUAUGAAUCAGAAGAGUAUCUCUUUUAAUAAGGCAAGAAAAGAAGCAUACAAUAAUAUUCUUGAUCUCUUUCCUAACACAUGCAAAAAUUCUACGCAGACCAAGUACUAUCUCACCAAAUAUAUCUUGCAAACCCAUGGAGGAAAGGAUCUUAUCGGAGAUAGUGACAGAGAACAUGGAGAGAAGGAUGAAAAAUGUAUCACGCCUUCAGAUUUGGAAAGGGUUGAAUAG
Encephalitozoon intestinalis ATCC 50506 is the source of this 993-nucleotide messenger RNA. RefSeq lists its product as uncharacterized. Lineage: Eukaryota; Fungi; Microsporidia; Unikaryonidae. Bases 1 to 993 code for a protein of 330 amino acids. The transcript has a single exon. The record is from RefSeq and is a predicted model, not a curated record.